CGCGCGGUGUGGGUGUGCUCGAGGGGAAUCAGGGUUGCCGCAAUGUCCGGCCGUGGCAAACAAGGAGGCAAAGCGAGGGCGAAGGCGAAGUCUCGCUCUUCCAGGGCAGGGCUCCAGUUCCCCGUCGGCCGUGUCCACCGCCUUCUCCGCAAAGGGAACUACGCCGAAAGGGUGGGAGCCGGGGCCCCGGUUUACCUGGCCGCGGUGCUGGAGUACCUGACGGCCGAGAUCCUGGAGUUAGCUGGCAACGCGGCUCGUGACAAUAAGAAGACCCGUAUCAUCCCCCGCCACUUGCAGCUGGCCGUUCGCAACGACGAGGAGCUGAACAAGCUCUUGGGGGGAGUGACCAUCGCCCAGGGCGGAGUCCUGCCCAACAUCCAGGCCGUGCUCUUGCCCAAGAAGACCGAGAGCCACAAGGCCAAAGGCAAAUGAGGAACGCAUAGCAGUGCCACACAAACGGCUCUUUUCA
Molecule: messenger RNA, 469 nt
Organism: Anolis sagrei ordinatus
Lineage: Eukaryota; Metazoa; Chordata; Lepidosauria; Squamata; Anolidae
Product: histone H2A type 2-C-like
Biological process (GO): heterochromatin formation
Cellular component (GO): chromatin; nucleosome
Molecular function (GO): structural constituent of chromatin; DNA binding; protein heterodimerization activity
Source: RefSeq, a predicted model, not a curated record